ACAAGACUCUCCAAGUUGGUGCCUAAGAAGAUGAUAAUCAGUCAAAUGAAUCACUUCUACCUGACCAGCCUUGGGUUCCUCUUCCUGAUUAAUAUUCUCCCUGAAACAACUGGCCAAGGGGAAUCAAGACGACAAGAACCUGGGGAUUUUGUGAAGCAGGAUAUUGGCGGGCUCUCUCCCAAGCAUGCCCCAGAUAUUCCUGAUGACAGCACUGAAAACAUCACUAUCUUCACCAGAAUUUUGGAUCGUCUUCUGGAUGGCUAUGAUAACCGGCUUCGUCCUGGGCUUGGAGAUGCAGUGACUGAAGUGAAGACUGAUAUCUACGUGACCAGUUUUGGCCCUGUGUCAGACACUGACAUGGAGUACACUAUUGAUGUAUUUUUUCGACAGACAUGGCAUGAUGAAAGACUGAAAUUUGAUGGACCCAUGAAAAUUCUUCCACUGAACAAUCUUCUGGCUAGUAAGAUCUGGACCCCUGACACCUUCUUUCACAAUGGCAAGAAAUCCGUGGCCCAUAACAUGACCACACCCAACAAGUUGCUCAGACUGGUGGACAAUGGAACCCUCCUCUACACAAUGAGGUUAACAAUUCAUGCCGAGUGUCCCAUGCAUUUGGAAGAUUUUCCCAUGGAUGUGCAUGCCUGCCCACUGAAGUUUGGAAGCUACGCCUAUACAAAGGCUGAAGUGGUUUAUUCUUGGACACUUGGGAAGAACAAAUCUGUGGAAGUAGCACAGGAUGGCUCUCGCCUGAAUCAAUAUGACCUGCUGGGCCAUGUUGUUGGAACAGAUAUUAUCCGCUCUAGUACAGGAGAAUAUGUUGUCAUGACAACCCACUUUCAUCUCAAGCGAAAAAUUGGCUACUUUGUGAUUCAGACCUACUUGCCAUGUAUCAUGACUGUCAUCCUGUCACAAGUGUCUUUCUGGCUUAACAGAGAGUCUGUCCCUGCCCGCACAGUCUUUGGUGUCACCACUGUUCUCACCAUGACCACCCUGAGUAUCAGUGCCAGAAACUCCUUACCUAAAGUGGCAUACGCGACGGCCAUGGAUUGGUUCAUAGCCGUCUGUUAUGCCUUUGUAUUUUCUGCACUGAUUGAAUUUGCCACUGUCAACUACUUCACCAAGCGGAGUUGGGCUUGGGAAGGCAAGAAGGUGCCAGAGGCCCCAGAGAUGAAGAAGAAAACACCAGCAGCUCCAACAAAGAAAACCAGCACCACUUUCAACAUCGUGGGGACCACCUAUCCCAUCAACCUGGCUAAGGACACUGAGUUCUCCACCAUCUCCCAGGGUGCUGCUCACAGUGCCUCCUCAACCCCGACUAUCAUUGCUUCACCGAAAACCACCUAUGUGCAGGACAUCCCAACUGAGACCAAGACCUACAACAGUGUCAGCAAGGUUGACAAAAUUUCUCGCAUCAUCUUUCCUGUGCUCUUUGCCAUUUUCAAUCUGGUCUAUUGGGCCACAUAUGUCAACCGGGAGUCAGCUAUCAAGGGCAUGAUCCGCAAACAGUAGAUAGUGGUGGCAUAGCAACCAGAGCACAGUAUAUCCUAGGAAGCAUCUAUACACCAAAACCCUGGGGCUCCUCUUCAUGUGUUUCAUGAUUCUUUUCAACCCUCUACAAAGCUGUGACUCUCAACUAAUACUUAUUAAUAUCAAUGAAAAAACAUUUAACGGAAAAAUUACUUGUUCCUCUAACAUUGCUGGGUGUACCCUCAUCAGAGCCAAACACUGCCAUUUGUCCAGUUGCUCAUUAUAAUCUGCCAGUCUCCCCAAACUGAGGGCACUGCAUGUAUUUCACUGCACUCUGCCCACUGCAAAAAGAAGAAGAGGCUCUAUUACUUGUAGUGGGAGGCUUGGCUGUUUGAGUGGUCCAAACCUAGGAGGAGUGUUCACUGGUCCAGAUCAGAUGAUUCUGACUCAGUAGGAAGCCAGGUAGGGCUAUCCCAUGUGGUCCUGCCUGCCACCUUCCCUGCCUACUGCAGGGCCCACUAGGCAUAAGAACUAAUAGCAAAGUCAGGUACAAGUGCUAUCCUCUGAACAUGGCCUCCAGUCCUUUUUUGGCUUGGAGGUUAGUGGGGACAACUGAGGCUCAUCACUGUCUACCGUGUAUAGAAAAACCUAAUAGAACAAAACUGGACUGGCCUGACAUCAAGGUGACUGAUGCCCUGACAUGUCUAGCCCCUCAGAAAAAUGGUAACAUUUUUGGGAAAGCCCUCUUCUCUCAAGCCCUCAACCCUUAUAGCUAGCUGGACACUGCUUAGUUUGGACUCAUUGCCACCUGCAAACUCUUUAAGAAAAAGAUCAAGUAAUUUUUAAAUUUAUACCAAAAAGGUACAAAUAUAAACAAAAAAUAUCUAGAUCAAAUGCCUACACAAAUAAUUUUUAAAGGAUUAGAGUGAUAGGAAAGUCACUUCCCUGCCAAGUUACCUAAUCGAGUACUGGAUGGGGCAAGAGAUAUGGGCUGGGUGGUAGUUGAGGCUUGAAGUCUUUCUCAAAAGACAGGGCCACUGGCAGACAAAAUUAAAUUCUUUCUUCCAUACCAUCCACAUUUCACACCCUAGUCCAGACCCAAGAACUUUGUUCCCACUGUCAGGGAACUCUGGUCCUCUGUUAAUGCUAAUUCUAAGGUGAGGUGAAUCAGAGUCUAGUCAAAUUUUGAGU
Molecule: messenger RNA, 2658 nt
Organism: Molossus molossus (Pallas's mastiff bat)
Lineage: Eukaryota; Metazoa; Chordata; Mammalia; Chiroptera; Molossidae
Gene: GABRA3
Product: gamma-aminobutyric acid type A receptor subunit alpha3
Exons: 9
Coding region: 31-1509 (492 amino acids)
Biological process (GO): chloride transport; nervous system process; regulation of postsynaptic membrane potential
Cellular component (GO): postsynapse; dendrite membrane; synapse
Molecular function (GO): transmitter-gated monoatomic ion channel activity involved in regulation of postsynaptic membrane potential; GABA-gated chloride ion channel activity; benzodiazepine receptor activity
Source: RefSeq, a predicted model, not a curated record